Ochlerotatus camptorhynchus is the source of this 3840-nucleotide messenger RNA. RefSeq lists its product as uncharacterized. Gene Ontology annotation, molecular function: iron ion binding; oxidoreductase activity; 2 iron, 2 sulfur cluster binding. Bases 1 to 3840 code for a protein of 1279 amino acids. The record is from RefSeq and is a predicted model, not a curated record. The transcript has a single exon. Lineage: Eukaryota; Metazoa; Arthropoda; Insecta; Diptera; Culicidae.
AUGCUUUCGACAUUGAAUCACUAUUUAUGGGGCGAAUCAGUCUGCGCCGAAGUCUUGGAUCGAGUUACCUUUACCAUUAACGGAAAACCUUACACCAUCAACUCCAAGACCUGCCCAGUAGACACAUCUUUGAACACGUUCAUCCGUAACAAUGUCCUACUCCGUGGAACGAAAUUCAUGUGCUUGGAAGGUGGCUGUGGAGCUUGUACUGUAUACGUCGAACGCCGUGAUCCCAUCACCGGAGAGAAGGUCUCGAUCGCAGUUAACUCGUGCCUGUUUUUGUUAUUUGCGUGCCAUGGACUGGAAAUUACAACGAUCGAAGGAAUUGGAAACAGGAAAGACGGAUACCACCCGCUGCAGGAGCGACUGGCUCAGUACAAUGGGUCUCAGUGUGGAAUGUGCUCUCCCGGAAUGGUGAUGACGAUGUACAGUCUGAUGAAGUCGAAGGGAGGGAAGGUUUCAGUGGAAGAUGUGGAGAAUGCACUCGGUGGUAAUCUAUGCCGUUGUACCGGGUAUAGGCCGAUAUUGGAUGCAUUCAAAUCCAUGGCAACGCAAACGGAAGAAGUGUGUGCAGAUAUUGAAGACUUUGUGAAGAUUUGUCCUGGUAGUGGGAGAACUUGUGCUGGAAAGUGUAGGAUAAAAGAUGAGAAAAAACAGAUCAAGAUUUUGUUUGAAGACGGAAAAGAGUGGCACAAGGUUUACAGAUUGCAAGAAGUCCUGCAUAUUCUGAAUCAGAUUGGAGAGCGACCGUAUAUGCUAGUGUGUGGGGAUACGGCUCAUGGAGUGUAUCGAAGAUGUGAGAAUCUACAGGUGUUUAUAGAUUGCAACUCGGUGGAGGAGCUACACGAAGUCUCCCUGAAUGACACCACCGUUUCGGUGGGAGGGAAUAUUUCCCUUUCGAAGUUCAUGCAAAUUUUACAAGAAGCUGCUGCUAUGAAUCCAUUAUUCAGCUACUGCAAGGAAUUGGCAGAGCACGUUGACUUAGUAGCAAACCCAUUAGUUCGAAAUGUUGCAAGCAUUGCAGGGAACUUGAGUUUGAAAAAUCAACACCAUGACUUUCCUUCUGAUAUCUUUCUUCUCUUGGAGACUGUCCGUGCAGAGUUAUCAGUAGUUGACCCAGCAAAUCAAGCAGUCACUGUAAGUCCUGAAGAAUUCGUAAUGUCCAACGCUCAGAACAAAAUAAUAAGAUCAGUCACCUUACCUGCUUUGGAUCCCCAUGUUUACGUUUUUAAAUCGUACAAGAUCAUGGCACGGGCACAGAACGCUAAAGCAUACACGAAUGCUGCAUUUUUGCUGCUAUUCGACAACACAAAAAGUAUCAUCAAAUCUGCACAAAUCUGUUUUGGAAACAUUAGCCCGACAUUCGUUCAUGCUGAGCAAACAGAACGUUUCUUGGAAGGCAAAAAUCUAUUCAACAAUGACACACUGCAAGCUGCCAUAGAAACUUUGAAAUGUGAGUUGAAACCAGAUUGGGUACUUCCUGAAGCAUCUGCCGAAUACAGGAAGAACCUUGCGAUUUCCUUAUUCUACAAAUUUGUACUGAACAUUGCCCCUCAGACCCAAAUUAAACCACAAUACAAAUCCGGUCAAAUACUGCUGGAGCGCCCGCUUUCUUCCGGCCAGCAUUCCUUCGAUACGUACGAAAAAUAUUGGCCGCUCACGAAGGAUGUCCCAAAACUAGAAGGCAUAGCUCAGUGUUCCGGUGAAGCCGAGUACAUCAACGACAUCCCACCAUUCCCCGGUGAACUGUUUGCUGCUUUCGUUGGGGCUACUGUACUCAAUUCCAAAAUAGCCCGGAUUGAUCCAUCGGAAGCUCUGAAGAUGUCUGGGGUGGUUGGAUUCUUCACGGCCAGUGAUAUUCCUGGGGCGAAUAGCUUCACCCCACAAGUUUUGGGAUUUCCCGAAGUAGAAGAAAUUCUCUGCAGCGGUGAAGUACGGUUUUAUGGACAACCAGUAGGGAUAAUCGUUGCAGAAACGUUUGAGAUAGCAAAUAAUGCAGUUAAGUGGGUUGAAAUAAGAUACGAACAAUUGCUUGAUCGAGAGAUUUACCCAACAUUGGAAGAAGCUAUAAAUAAUGCUUCAGAAGGACAUCGAUGUAGUGAGACUGCUGAAAUGGUCGGAGAAGAGUUCAGUACCGCUGAUAUUCGGGAUACGCAGUAUAUCAAAGGAAGAGUGGAGCUGGCAGGUCAAGCACAUUUCCCCUUGGAAAAUCAAACCUGCAUUUGUGUACCGAAAGAGAACGGAAUGGAGGUGUAUCCUGCAACUCAAUGGAUGGGUGUAAACCAAGUCGCGAUUGCGCAAAUGUUGAAGAUUCCUCAAAACCACGUUGACAUCUACGUUAGAAGGUUGGGUGGAAGUUUCGGUUCUAAAGUUUCUCGAUCUGGACUGACAGCAUGCGGUGCAGCUCUAGCUGCACAUCUAACGAAUCGUCCAGUUCGCUUCCCUCUGACCAUGGAGGCAAACAUGGAAAUCACUGGAAAGCGAUACGGUUGCAUCAGUGAUUACCAAGUCCACGUUGACCAAAACGGAAGAAUUAUUAAACUUUCCAAUUACUUUGCCCAUGACUCUGGUAUAUCGUUUAACGAACCUAUCGCAAACACAUUUAUACUGUUCUUUCCAAAUUGCUACGAGAGUAAAGCGUGGAAGAUUAUUGGAAAGAUGGUGAAGACCGAUGUACCCAAAAAUACGUGGUGCCGGGCACCGGGCACCACUGAGUCCAUCGCUACCGUUGAAACGAUCAUCGAAAAUAUUGCUCAUGCUACGGGCAAAGAUCCGUUGGAAGUUCGAUUUGCAAACAUGCCUAAGGAUAGUAGGAUGCGUUCACUCAUACCAGACUUUCUAAAAAGCGUUGAAUACGAAUCCCGCAAACGAUCAGUCGACUUGUUCAACGCUAACAAUCGCUGGAAGAAGCGAGGCAUUGCUUGGAUUCCGGAAAAAUAUCUCCAUACUUACCAUGGCAUAUUUAACGCUCUUGUAUCAAUCUAUCAAGGCGAUGGUACAGUGGUGGUGACCCAUGGAGGGAUUGAAAUGGGUCAAGGAGUCAAUACCAAGGUGGCUCAAGUAAUUGCUUCCACCCUGGGAAUUUCGCUGGAAAUGGUGUGCGUGAAACCUUCCACCAGCUGGACUUCGGCGAAUGUUGAUCCUUCUGGCGGUAGCGUCUCUAGUGAGUCGGUAUGCUAUGCCUCAAGUGAAGCUUGUAAGACUUUGCUAGAAAGAAUGAAACCUAUUCGGGAGAAAUUUCCACAAGCUACUUGGCUACAACUGAUACAGUUAUGCUCUGCAGAUAGCGUUGACCUUACUGUGAAUUUUAUGUUCAAAGCAACGGACGUAAAACCGUACUACUUGUGGAGUUUAUGCUGUACUGAAGUGGAAAUCGACAUUCUUACCGGGAACAUUCUGAUUCGGCGGAUGGAUGUGCAGCAAGACACUGGCGAAAGCAUGAGUCCCGGCAUCGACCUGGGUCAGAUUGAGGGAGCAAUAACUAUGGGCUUAGGAUAUUAUUUGGCUGAAGAGUUAAUCUACAAUGAUACUAAUGGCCAGCUAUUGACAAAUCGCACUUGGAACUACAAGAUUUUCGGAGCAAAUGAUAUUCCAGUUGACUUUCGGAUCAACUUCCUCAAGGGAAGUUCCAAUCCGUGUGGAGUACUAAGAGCGAAGACGACCAGUGAGCCACCGCUAGUUUUGUCGGUUGUGGUGUUGUUUGCUCUGCGCAACGCCUUACGGUCGGCCCGUAGGGAUGCUGGAUUACCCGACGAUUGGAUACCUCUGGGGACUGCUUCAACACCAGAGAAGAUUUUCCUGAAAGCUGGAAAUUUUACUGAUCAAUAUUUAUUGAACUGA